AUGCAAACCUUUCGAUACCAAAGUGCUAUAAAAGCUGCAGUUGAAGCAUCAUUUGCGUGGGCACCUCUGCUCUCAGCCGAACCUCGUGAUGCAGAUGACCUUGCUAGUCCAGAGAGUAUCUUGCCUGAUGCCAAAUUUGCGGCUCUCGAAGAAUCGAAGAAGACUGAAGAAGUUCUAAACGUUGACGAAGUGCUGGAGGAAAAUGCUUUUGAUUUCAAAAAGUUGGAUUGGGUGAAAGAAGGAAUGAUACGACAGACUAUUCUGGAUGAGAUCGAGGUGAUUAAUUCAACAACGGCGCCGAGGAUGACGGAUGUUACUCCCGGUGUUCUGCCGAUCACUGACCGUGGUUCCAUUCAGUGA
Molecule: messenger RNA, 360 nt
Organism: Suillus plorans
Lineage: Eukaryota; Fungi; Basidiomycota; Agaricomycetes; Boletales; Suillaceae
Exons: 1
Coding region: 1-360 (119 amino acids)
Source: RefSeq, a predicted model, not a curated record